Molecule: messenger RNA, 1578 nt
Organism: Phytophthora megakarya
Lineage: Eukaryota; Oomycota; Peronosporomycetes; Peronosporales; Peronosporaceae
Source: the annotation of a GenBank genome assembly
AUGCCAUUCGGGUUGAAAAACGCCCCACUAAUUUACCAACAGAUGAUCAACAAUUGCCUGCUAUUACCCGAAGAGGAGGCACUCGGGGAUCAGGAUGUGUUAGACUACCUGAAGUUGGACCGUCAGUCACCAAGGGACGAAAUGGAUGUGGAACGCAGUAUGACACCGCUAGUGGAGCAAAUGCGUAACAUUCCCGCGCCAUCCCAAAUGGGGCCAGUCUUGGGGUGCAGUUCGUAUAUUGAUGACAUCGCGCAUGGGGCGGCCACGUGGGAUCAACUAUAUAAAGAUUUGGACGCGCUGCUCUAUCGGUUACGGUACUGGAGUAUCUCAGUUAGCUUGCCCAAGAGCGAAUUCGGGAAGCGUGUCAUACCGUACCUCUCUCACGAAAUUGGUGCUGAAGGGAUACGUGCUACUCCGAAAAUCGUAAAAGGCAUUCAGGAGCUACCAUUUCCGUCUACCCUGAAAGAAGUCCUGUCAUUUCUAGGCAGUCUGAAUUACUACCACAAAUUCAUUGAAGACUAUGCUAUGACAGACGAUCAAGUGCGCGCAGGACGAGACUUGUCUCGAGCGAAGGAAUCCUUUGAGAUCCUGAAGAGGAAAAUCGUAUCUACACCUCUGCUCAGACAUCCGGAUCGAACGAAACCAUUCGUGAUCAUCCCUCAUGCAAAUCAGUGGGCUGCUUGUGCGGUUCUGGGAAAGGUGCAUGACGGACUUGUUCAGCCUGUUCGAUUCAGGGGGCGCGUCCUAAAUGACGCCGAGCUCAAGUAUCAUAUUGCUGAGAAGGAAGUUCUCGCUGUGAUGCGAGUUCUCCAUGUAUUCAAGAACCUGAUUGAAGGAUGUCCGUUGAUAAUCUACACUCGACAUUCAGUGUUGAAUUGGGUCAUCAAUUCCAAGACCGCCGAAGGCCGUCUGGUGCCAUGGGGCGUUGCUCUCUCACAGUACGACUUGGAAAUCCGGAAGGUUUGUCGAGAUGAGGAUGGUUUAGCCGCCAUUAUGGGUGCAGGUAUCACUCCUAGGGAGCACUUGGAUAAAGUCGCCGAAGUACUCAUUCCAGCCAAGGGGCGCGUCAAACCGCCUCCAGUCGUGAGUGACGAAAUGCUCUCAGAAGAGUACUCCGGGGUAGUCCUGAGUUUCGAUGGUGCGGCCAAAACCUCCACGAGGAAGGGCAGCUGCGGAUGCAUUCUGUGUCAGUUACCUGAAUUUAAGGUUUUGGAUGCUCGAGGAUACAUCCUGGACAGAGUCACCGUCAACGACGCGGAAUACUUUGGACUGCUUAAAGGGCUUGCAAUGGCUUUGGAAAGAGGAAUUCAGAACAUAGUCGUUGUGGGUGAUUCGAAAAUUGUGAUUCAACAAGUCCAAGGCCUGAUUAAUUGUAACCAGCCUAAUCUCCAAAGGAGGCUAGCUGAAUGUGAAACUCUGAAGAAGCAUUUCCAGGCGAAACGAAUGGUACACAUAAAGCGCGAGUUCAACCAGGCCGCUGAUUACUUGACCUCAAAGACUUUUGUCCAAGGUGAAUCCUGGACUGUCCAGGAUGUUCUCGAGAAACGACACCUGGAAAUAGUGUCUAAGAUUCGCUAG